AUGGGAAUUGUUUUUAAUAAACCCGGUAAACCGAAUCUCUACCUGAGGACCUUGGUUAUUAAGAUGGAUAGACAAACUGUUAUAAUUGUUAAAUCCAUAAAAUAUUUAGGAAUCAUAUUAGACCAUCGUUUAUCAUGGAAUACACACAUAGCAUACAUCACUGAUCGUACUGGCAGUAUAUGUAAUAUUCUUACUGGCUUUGCUAAGAGACGCUGGGGACUUACUACCGAUGCCCUUAACAUCAUAUACAAACAAAUUUUCCUACCAAUAAUUACAUAUGCUUGCGGUAGCUGGAGCCAAGAUAUAUAUAAAAUUCAUAUAAAUAGAAAACUUAUAUUUGCACAAAGAAAGGCGCUGAUCCAGUUGACCAGAGCUUAUUGCACAACUCCUAAUGUCUCCAUCCAAGUUCUGGCAAGAUGUCUUCCUAUUGAUAAGAUCAUUGUUUAUACUGCAAAAACUUGGCAUAUCAAAUGGGGACAGAAUAUACAAACUGAUGAUUACAUUAUUAGGGCAAAGGACGUCGAAAGACCAGUGGCAUUUAAUCAAUCAAGACAUCCUGCUACCACAAAUAAUUUUGGUAUUAACACCUAUGAUAAUGUAGACUUUCAUCUUUAUACAGAUGGCUCUAAAACGGGUAACCGAGUAGGCUGCAGUUUUAUUGCAUAUUGCCGUGAAGAGAUAUUGACUAUGGAACAAUAUCGACUUGGUGAAUAUUGCUCAAAUUUCCAAGCCGAAUUGUUUACCAUUCAAAUGGCUGUUGCUUGGUGUAAGCAUAAUUAUACAAACAAAAGGAUUUCUGUUAAUACUGAUUGUUCUUCUGCCAUAGCUCUGCUAAAAAGCAGAAACUAUCAUCCGAUUGCAAAUCGUAUACAAGAUAUCAUAAAUACAUCCAGUUGUCAUUUCGCUAUAAACUGGAUUCGAGGACAUCAAGGGCACUAUGGAAAUGAAUUGGCAGAUGAACUUCCAAAAGAGGCUUUUUAUAAGGAGGACUUACCUGUAACUUACAAAAGCAUUAGUAUACAAACAAUUAAAACUAUCCUGUGGAAAGAACUAAUUCAUGCAUGGCAGCUUCAAUGGAAUAAUAUUAAUAAUAAAACACAUGAAUAUAUUACAGAUAUUANAGAAUUAGUAUACAAACAAUUAAAACUAUCCUGUGGAAAGAACUAA
Molecule: messenger RNA, 1167 nt
Organism: Centruroides sculpturatus (bark scorpion)
Lineage: Eukaryota; Metazoa; Arthropoda; Arachnida; Scorpiones; Buthidae
Exons: 1
Coding region: 1-1167 (388 amino acids)
Molecular function (GO): nucleic acid binding; RNA-DNA hybrid ribonuclease activity
Source: RefSeq, a predicted model, not a curated record